This is a messenger RNA of Candidula unifasciata, 405 nucleotides long. The record is from the annotation of a GenBank genome assembly. NCBI's taxonomy places the organism in Eukaryota, Metazoa, Mollusca, Gastropoda, Stylommatophora, Geomitridae.
AUGGCGGAGGCUUUUGUAGGCAAAUGGAAACCAGACAAUAGUUCCAUGGCAGGGGCGCAAGAAUACUUUGCAGCACUGGGUCAACCGGAACUGCUCAAGGAAUACGAAGGGGUCACGGAAACGGAAGUGACCUUAAAUGGAAAUACCUUCACCUUUGUAACCAGGUUCGAGAAUAAAGACCCUAGGACGGACACUUUCCGUCUUGGGGAGUCAGAUGAAGUGUCCACACCUGGAGGUCCUACUUUGGUGUCUAAAAAUAGACUGGAAGAUGGCCGAUUUAUCUCCGACCUGUACUUGGGAGACAAACUGUUGGUCAACUGUGUCCGAGUUGUCCAGGACGGGCUUUUGAAAUAUGAGUUCACGGCCAACGGAAAGACUAUGACCUUCACCUCCACCAAACUCUAA